AUCCUCUCACCUUAGCCUCCAGAGUAGCUGGGACUAAAGGUGUGCACCAUCAUGCCUAGCUAAUCUUAUUUUUUGUACAGCUGUCUCUACAAAAGUCUCACUAUGGUUGCCCAGGCUGGUCUCAAACUCCUGGGCUCAAGUGAUCCUCCCACCUCAGCCUCCCAAAGUGCUAUGAUUACAGGCAUGAGCCACCACACCGAGAUCAUUUACAUUUAAAUGGUACUGAUCCAUUAGCUUCAUUUCAUGAUCUAUUGAAAAACGCUAACUAAUGAACACACAUAUACUUUAAUAUUAUCUGAUGUCUUUCCUUGGGUUUCCCUCUGGUUUAAUAUCAGUACCCUAACUCUGUCCUAAACACAUUUUUCAAACUUUUCAAUAAUUUACCAUGGCCACUUUCCAGCUUCUCUCAUCUUUUCCAAACUACGACUCUAAAAAGGGCUUGGUCAUUGCCAAGAACUGAAGGAUUACUUCCCAGCACCAGUACUUCCAGCUCUAGCUGGCCCCAGCUCUUGCCCUCUGUCAAUCAGAUGGGUUUGUGACACAUAACUCCUCAUCCGGCUGCCCCUUGAGAAUCUUCUGCCUGCUUGGCAUUGGGGUUAUUCACUCUAGGAUUAGAAGGAAAUCAGCUCCUUCUCAUAUAGCAUUUACAUUACAGUUGUAGUUCCAGGGUCCUUGUUUGCAGGCACGCCCUCUCUCCUCUCUCCCUCUCCCAACGUGUGUACAAUGUUUUGCCAAGAACACACAUGUACGAAUUAGUACAUUGACUCUUUAUCCCUGGUGAAUGUCUCCAGCUGCAGAAACCAUUUUUGUUCGGCUCACUUUGAAUCUUGUGGAGCACCACCAAUAUUAGAUGCCCCUGGACACUAGUAACAAUUUUUGUACAAAUCUCCAGAUCAAUUUCAAGAGGGGGGCCGGAGACCGGGAACGGCGCCCCCUGAUGGGGAGUGCGAACUGGGUAUGGUCACUGACCCCAAGAGUCCCCUCGGUUCGACCGACACACAGAUGUAGACGCACGGAGCCUCCUACUGGCGCCGGGACUAUGGCUAUAAAUAAUUGAGGCCAAUUCCCCAGGGAGUGACAUUCCACCCCAGGCUGGGCUAGCCUACAAUUCCCAGCAGGCCUCGCGCGAACGCGGGGACUCCAUCUCCCGGCAGGCCCGGCAAUGACCUGCCAGCCAGUCAAUGGCCCGCGCUCGGAGUAGCUCUGCCUCCUGCUCAAGAAUAAAGUUAUGCAAGUCCUGAGCUACUGUGACAAUGCCCCAACCAGAAAAGAGGCACAGAAAGAGAAAAACAGGCACAUCUGGACUCAGGUUUUAUGGGUACUUCCAUGAUGAUUGCCUCCACAUUCUUCCAGCAAAUGAUCCAGGAAGCAUUGUGUUCCUCUCUCCAUUUCAUGGAUGCUGGCCCCCACAUCAGCUCUUGGGCCUAAGUCCUGGAGGCCCUGACACCUGGUGGCUGAUUCAGCAUCUCAGGAAUGGGCUUCAGGAGGAAGCCUGGUGAUUCAGGGCCUCAAGAAUGGCGUUGGCCAAGCCACCAGACCAGCUGCCUGGGCCACCUCCUCCUUGUUGAAGCGACAACACAGAGCUCAACUUACUCAACUACUGCUUGGUCCCUGCUCAGCUCCACAGACCUGUGUGGAGACAGCAACAGCUCCCAUCUGUCCACCCUUUCCGGAGACGCCGAGGCCUGAUGGUGAGCCGAAUGGGCUGGGGGGGAGGCCGGGGGCGGCUGGGGCGGUGGGGAGACCUGGGGCCGGGACCUGUGCCCCUCCUCCCCAUGCCACCGCCUCCUCCUCCUCCUCAUCGGGGCCCCGGGGGAGGGAGGAUCUCCAUCUUCUCUCUGUCUCCUGCCCCUCAUGCAAGAAGCUCCCCCUCCUCCUCUUUCCCUCCCCCCACGGGCCCCCCCUGCUCAGUGCCGCAGGGGACAGGGGCUUCUCAGCCUUGCCACAGUGCCCUCCCUGCCCCAGCCACCCCAACACGGGCACGGCCCACAAUGACACCCACCUCCGCUUCCCCCUCGUGGGGGUCCCAUACCACCCCACCCCUGGCCUCGGUGACUCCCCCUCCGUCACGCCGAUGCCUCCAGGACCCUCCUGGGCUGCGGAUGGGUCCUCUGAUCCCCGAACAGGAUUAUGAGCGGCUGGAGGACUGUGACCCUGAGGGGUCCCAAGACUCCCCCCUCCACGGGGAGGAGCAGCAACCCCUGCUUCACGUGCCUGAAGGGCUCCGGGGCUCCUGGCAUCACAUCCAGAACCUGGACAGCUUCUUCACCAAGAUCUACAGCUACCACCAGCGGAACGGCUUUGCCUGCAUCCUGCUGGAGGACGUCUUCCAGCUGGGACAAUUCAUUUUCAUUGUCGUCUUCACAACCUUCCUCCUUCGCUGUGUGGAUUACAACGUUCUCUUCGCCAACCAACCAAAUAACCAUACCAGACCUCGGCCAUUCCACAACAAAGUGACUUUGUUGGACGCCAUCCUACCCUCAGCCCAGUGUGCUGAGCGGAUCCGCUCCAGCCCCCUGCUGGUCUUCCUCCUGGUCCUGGCUGCGGGCUUCUGGCUGGUCCAGCUGCUUCGCUCAGUCUGCAGCCUUUUCAGCUACUGGGACAUCCAGGUGUUUUACAGGGAGGCCCUGCACAUCCCCCCGGAGGAGCUCAGCUCGGUGCCCUGGGCAGAGGUGCAGUCCCGCCUCCUGGCGCUGCAGCGGAGCGGGGGGCUGUGCGUGCAGCCGCGGCCGCUGACCGAGCUGGAUGUCCACCACCGCAUCCUGCGCUACACCAACUACCAGGUGGCGCUGGCCAACAAGGGCCUGCUGCCGGCCCGCUGCCCGCUGCCCUGGGGAGGCAGUGCUGCCUUCUUCAGCCGCGGCAUGGCACUCAACGUCGACCUGCUGCUCUUCCGCGGUCCUUUUUCGCUCUUCCGCGGGGGCUGGGAGCUGCCCGACGCCUACAAGCGCAGCGACCAGCGCGGCGCCCUGGCCGCGCGCUGGGGACGCACAGUGCUACUGUUGGCCGCCCUGAACCUGGCGCUGAGCCCGCUGGUGCUGGCCUGGCAGGUGCUGCACGUGUUCUACAGCCACGUGGAGCUGCUGCGGCGCGAGCCGGACGCGCUCGGGGUUCGCCGCUGGUCCCGCCUGGCGCGCCUGCAGCUGCGCCACUUCAACGAGCUGCCGCACGAGCUGCGCGCGCGCCUGGCCCGCGCCUACCGCCCCGCCACCGCCUUCCUGCGCGCCGCCGAGCCCCCCGCGCCCCUGCGCGCGCUGCUGGCCCGCCAGCUGGUCUUCUUCGCCGGCGCGCUCUUCGCCACGCUGCUCGUCCUCACAGUCUACGACGAGGACGUGCUCGCCGUGGAGCACGUGCUCACCGCCAUGACCGCGCUCGGGGUCACGGCCACCGUGGCCAGGUCUUUCGUGCCUGAGGAGCAGUGCCAAGCUCGCACCCCGCAGCUCCUGCUGCAGGCGGCCCUGGCCCACAUGCACUACCUCCCCGAGGAGCCCGGCCCUGGCGGCAGGGCCAGCGUCUACCGGCAGAUGGCGCAGCUGUUGCAGUACCGAGCGGUCUCCCUGCUGGAGGAGCUCCUGUCCCCUCUCCUCACACCGCUCUUUCUGGUUUUCUGGUUCCGUCCUCGUGCCCUGGAGAUCAUUGACUUCUUUCAUCAUUUUACCGUGGAUGUGGCCGGGGUUGGGGACAUCUGUUCCUUUGCCCUUAUGGAUGUGAAGCGCCACGGCCACCCUCAGUGGCUCUCGGCGGGACAGACGGAGGCCUCGCUGUCUCAGCGGGCAGAGGAUGGGAAGACUGAGCUGUCUUUGAUGCGGUUCUCCCUGGCACACCCGCUGUGGCGCCCCCCAGGCCACAGCUCUAAGUUCCUCGGGCACCUCCGGGGCCGGGUACAACAAGAUGCAGCCGCCUGGGGCGCCACCUCAGCUGGCAGCCCCCCCACUCCAGGAGCACUCAGUAGUUGCACGUCACCUCUGCCAGAGGCCUUCCUGGCCAACCUCUUGGGGCACCCGCUCCUGCCCCCAAGGGACCUGAGCCCCACAUCCCCCUGCCCAGCUGCCGCCACAGCCAGCCUCCUUGCCUCCAUUUCCCGAAUCGCCCAGGACCCCAGCUGUGUGUCCCCAGGGGUUACUGGGGGCCAGAAGCUGGCCCAGCUCCCAGAGCUUGCUUCUGCCGAGAUGAGUCUCCACGCCAUCUACCUGCACCAGCUUCAUCAGCAGCAGCAGCAGGAGCUGUGGGGGGGUGCUUCAGCCACCUCCCUGUCCAGGCCCUGGUCCAUCCCCUCGCAGCCACUCUCGCCUGAUGAGGAGAAGCCAUCCUGGUCAAGUGACGGCUCCAGUCCUGCCUCCAGCCCCAGACAGCAGUGGGGAGCCCGGAGGACCCGGAAUCUAUUCCCUGGAGGGUUUCAGGAGACCACAGACACUCAGAAGGAGCCUCUCCAGGCCCCUAGUACUGACUGAGAGGACUCCUCGGGGUUCCCUGGCUUCUGCAGCCACAGGAGAUUGGAAGGUGAAGGACACACCGAGCUGUCUUUAGAGCCCUCUACAUACAACAGGCCCAGGAGACCUUGGCUGGGCAGGACCUGGUGCCGGAGGUCAAUGAGGAGCUCGCCCCAGAGAACAGAGAAAGGGUUGGAGAGGAGAUGCCAGUGGCAUCUGGAAACAGGUCUUAGAGAUGGUCUCCACAUGGAGGGGUAAGGAGACACAUCCCACCUAGCUGGAGCAGUUGCCUGGGAAGAAGUCCCCAGGUAUACUCAGGUGGGGGAUAGGGGCCAAGGAGGGGGCCACCUAAGUGUAAGGGAAACAAUGGGGCCAGUGAUCUGAAAGGCAGUGGCGUCUUCACUGGCCUCUGUCAGGUUCCCAUGGCACUUGCAGGGGAACUUGUCAGUGGAAAGACUGAAGAGGGCUGGUGGUUGUGGACUUCAGCAUCGGCGUGAUGUCUGAGGGGGGUGCGGCUCCUCAUCCUGUAUGACAUAAGCAGUAAAGAUCGCUCAUGACUGUGUUGCA
Messenger RNA from Microcebus murinus (gray mouse lemur), 4997 nucleotides. It is a transcript of the gene ATG9B, whose product is annotated as autophagy related 9B. The record is from RefSeq and is a predicted model, not a curated record. Gene Ontology annotation, biological process: reticulophagy; autophagy of mitochondrion; piecemeal microautophagy of the nucleus. Gene Ontology annotation, cellular component: autophagosome; phagophore assembly site. NCBI's taxonomy places the organism in Eukaryota, Metazoa, Chordata, Mammalia, Primates, Cheirogaleidae.